AAACCUGCUCGGAUGUUAGUGGGUGCGAUGCAGCCCUGCCUGGCCAUGGCCUUCCGGCGCCUGCUCCUGGCCGCGGCCUCCCAGCGGCCGGCCCCCUGCAGAUGCGGAGGAGGGAGGCCCCUGCACACGGCCCUGGUGGCCUGUUCCGACAGGAGUGCCCCCGUGUUUGCCCGGGCCCUGGCCUUUGGGGAUAGGAUCGCCCUCGUGGACCAGCACGGCAGCCACACGUACAAGGACCUUUACUGCCACAGCCUCCGCCUGUCCCGGGAGGUGUGCCAGCUCCUGGCGCGGCCCAGCGGGGACCUGCAGGAGGAGAGGGUCUCCUUCUUGUGCUCCAAUGACGUGUCCUACGUGGUGGCGCAGUGGGCCUCGUGGAUGAGCGGGGGCGUCGCAGUCCCUCUGUACAGGAAGCACCCCCAGGCCGAGCUGGAGUACGUCAUCCGGGACUCCCGGAGCGCUGCGGUCCUCGCCGGCCAGGAGCACGUGGAGCUGCUGGGGCCGGUGGCCCGGAGGCUGGGGGUCCCGCUGCUGCCCCUCCCGCCCACGGUCUACGGUGCGGCAGCCGAGGUGCCAGGGGAGUGGGGGGUGCCGGAGCGGGACUGGAGAGACCGCGGCGCCAUGAUCAUCUACACCAGCGGGACCACGGGGAGGCCCAAGGGCGUCCUGAGCACUCAUCACAACGUCAGGGCCAUGGUGACGGGGCUGGUCCACAAGUGGGCGUGGACUAAGGACGACGUGAUCCUCCACGUCCUCCCGCUGCACCACAUGCAUGGCGUGGUCAACAAGCUGCUGUGUCCCCUCUGGGUGGGGGCCACCUGCGUGAUGCUGCCCGAGUUCAAGGCGGAGCUGGUGAGUCGGGCCGGGCUCCAGGCGCGGCUGGGUUUGAGCAUCCGUGGACCAGGCGCCUUCCUCUGCAGGGAGCGAGUGUGCUGUCGCCGCUGUGACAAAGAAUUACAAACUGGGGGAGCCUACGACACGCGCGGACUCCCUCACGCUUCUGAAGUCAGGAGUCCAAGAUUCCCCGUGUCCGAGAGCCCCCGCGUCCGGGAGUCCCUGCGUCCGGGAGCCCCCGCGUCCGAGAGCCCCGUGUCCGGGAACCCCCCCAUCCGGGAGUCACUGCGUCCCGGAGCCCCCGCGUCCGAGAGCCCCGUGUCCAGGAACCCCCCCCGUCCGGGAGUCACUGCGUCCGGGAGCCCCCGCGUCCGGGAGCCCCCGCGUCCGGGAGUCAUUGCGUCCGGGAGCCCCCGCCUCCGGGAGCCCCUUGUUCUGGAGUCCCCGCGUCCGGUUUCUGUCGUUCCGCAGAGCGUGUCACAGCCUCACACUCGUGGCCUGGGGUCGGCAGCACCCUCGUGCAGCCGCGCCGGCUCCGCUUGCCCCGAGCGCUCCCACGGACGACCCGCCAGCCUGCUCUCCAGGUUGGCUCUCGUUUACGCUGUCACCGACGGGCGUGAGCACCGUGUCCCUGCUCGCCGGCACCAGCGCUUGUUCCUGCGCCCAGAUCGCAGCCGCUGUCUCCGCUGUGCCUGCAGGCUGAUGGUUUCGGGAUCGGCUGCUCUGCCCGUGCCUGUGCUGGAGAAGUGGCAGAGGGUCACCGGCCACACUUUGCUGGAGCGCUAUGGGAUGACGGAGAUCGGCAUGGCCCUGUCCAACCCCCUGACCGGGGCUCGCGUGCCAGGCUCCGUGGGCACCCCGCUGCCGGGUGUGGAGGUGCGCAUCGUCUCGGAGAACCCGAAGAAGGACCGCUGCCCCUACAUGCUCCACGCAGACGGGAACGAGAUGGAGACACGGGUGACCCCCGGGCUCGCGGAGAAGGAAGGGGAGCUCUUGGUCAGGGGGCCAUCUGUGUUCCGUGAAUACUGGGACAAACCCGAAGAAACCAGAAACGCCUUCACCCCCGACGGCUGGUUCCGGACAGGUGACACAGCCGUCUUCAAGGACGGCACGUACUGGAUCCGGGGUCGCACGUCUGUGGACAUCAUCAAGAGCGGUGGCUACAAGGUCAGCGCCCUGGAGGUGGAGCGGCUCCUGAUGGCACACCCCAGCAUCGCAGAUGUGGCUGUGAUUGGAGUCCCGGACAUGACCUGGGGCCAGCGGGUCGCUGCGGUGGUCGCCCUUCAGGAGGGGCACGCCCUGUCCCACAGGGAGCUCAAAGAGUGGGCGAGGGGCGUCCUGGCCCCGUACGCUGUGCCCUCGGAGCUCCUGCUGGUGGAGGAGGUCCCGCGGAACCAGAUGGGCAAGGUCAACAAGAGAGACCUCGUCAGGCGGUUCUACCCCAGUGAGCCGGGUGCCCUUUGACCUGGAGCCCCGGAUCAGGGGGAACAGGGCCGGGGCUGGCAGCGGCGCGGUCCCGGCGCAGCGCAGCCUCGGCCUCAGGCUGGCGUCCAGAUCCAACGUGACCCCCGUCGUCCCCUCUGCUGCGUCCUCACAGCCACACCGUGUAGCCCCCCGUGCUGCCGUCUGCCGGGCGGGUCCUCGCCGCGUCCAGCGCGUGCUCCGGGCAGCAGGUCUCCAAGCAAAACUCAGUAAAGUCUGUGCGGAGAAAACAAGCAUGUGCUGUGCUGCGUGGGGUCCGCGUGCUGGGGGCAAAGUCCCGCAUCUCCGCGAGCACAGCCGAGCGCCUCCCACAGCCCGGGCUGCCCGUGUGGCCCCCCCAGGGCACCUGUGACCGCCCCCCCAGGGCCUCUGGCUGGACACCUGACCCCGAGAGUGGGCCUGGGCGUCCCGGUGAGGGCUCUGGGACAGCCCGGCACCUGAGCGGGUCGCCGACGGGCGUCCGUCCGCACGGGCUCACUCACGUGGGCCUUUAGGGCCAACGCGACUCAGCUCAGGGCUGGCAGCAGCGUGCCCUGCUGUGCGUGUGGCCCCGGGGUCCCCGAAGGAACUUUCUAGACCAGGGGCUGGCAGCUUCGGUGAUGGGUGAGCCAGCAGGUCCGGGUUUCUGGCUCUGCAGCCGCAAGGCCCCUGUCACUGUGGAUCCGCUGGGUGGGGGAGGUCACCGGGCCUCGACCCUUGACCCGCCUCUCUGUGCCACACCCUCCACCGGCCCGUUUGCAUCCGCCCUGCAGCCCCACACUCUGCUCUUAGUGGUGCUGGCCCUGGCACGUGGGUACCCCACCCACACGCCAAGCGGAAAAUCCAGAAGCUUCUGGGUAGUUUAUUGGAGAUCACCGCAGCUGCUGCGCCCGAGACUGCUGGAGUCUGAGCUUUUCCUGAACAUCAUGUGCCCGGAAAGCGUGUCUGAAAGACCAGCAAAAUGGGGCUACGGCCAGGAGGGGCCGCUUUGGCCCUGGGCAGGGGCAAGGUGCUUGAGAGGCUGUAGAAGCCGGCCCGCGACUCCCCUACCCCUGCGCAGCGUGCGGCCUGGCUCCCCGAAGGCCUGACCCCGGGCGUGGUGCUUGCCCCAGGUGACCAGCCCACGCCCCCACCUGAGCCUGGGACGCGCGCUGGCUGCCCUCUGCCCUGGUCCCGCCCUGUGACCAGACAGCCACCUGCCACUGGGGCGGACGAGAUGGAACGCCGCAGGGCCCCUACUUUAUCCCCCUGAUUUGACACUGUGUCUCUUAAUCCUGAAAAUUUUGAUCUCCCGAAAAUGUUUACAGAAUUA
Messenger RNA from Suricata suricatta (meerkat), 3604 nucleotides. It is a transcript of the gene ACSF3, whose product is annotated as acyl-CoA synthetase family member 3. Lineage: Eukaryota; Metazoa; Chordata; Mammalia; Carnivora; Herpestidae. The record is from RefSeq and is a predicted model, not a curated record. Gene Ontology annotation, molecular function: medium-chain fatty acid-CoA ligase activity. The transcript has 10 exons. The coding region runs from base 13 to 2295 and encodes 760 amino acids. Gene Ontology annotation, biological process: fatty acid metabolic process.